This is a messenger RNA of Moneuplotes crassus, 615 nucleotides long. NCBI's taxonomy places the organism in Eukaryota, Ciliophora, Spirotrichea, Euplotida, Euplotidae. The record is from the annotation of a GenBank genome assembly.
GAGAAAGUAAGCAAUUGAUAAAACGAGAUGACAGAGCUAUUAUUCCAAUGAAAAACAUUAGGAAUAGCACUCCUUUAGAGUAAUACAAGAAUUUCUGCAUCACGUUUGAUAUUUUUCAGAUUCCAACACUUGAUUUCUUAUGGUCAUCUUUUCAAUAGAGGCAUGCACAGUUCUCCAACCCUUCAAAGAUUCAUAUGACAAGCAUUAUUAUGAAUAAUAAUGUGUGAAUGAAGAAAAUAAAGAUUAUUGAGAUCUUCUCGAUCGUCUUUAUUUUUCGCAACAUAAUCUUGUAUGGAACUUUAACAGAUAUUUUUGAGUAUAAGUGAAUAUGUACAAGAAGAAUUAUCCAUCAGAUAUUGAUAUCAAACAUGUACCAAUAAAGUACGGAAUAGGGGAUAUUAUUAUGCAUAAAUAUGUUCAUGAAAAAUGCCACAAUAGUAACAGUAAAGUGUAAGAUCAUAUUAAUGUACCUCGCCACAUCGAACAGAUCAACAUCUGUCUGUCUCCACACUUUGAUUAGCCUCCAGAAUGAGGUUAAGACUACUCAAGUUGCAAUAGUAAGAGAGCCGAUAGCCCAGGCUGUCAGUAGAUUUUCAGUCGCUCCCAUGCUCAAAG